Molecule: messenger RNA, 507 nt
Organism: Eptesicus fuscus (big brown bat)
Lineage: Eukaryota; Metazoa; Chordata; Mammalia; Chiroptera; Vespertilionidae
Product: mammaglobin-A-like
Exons: 3
Coding region: 72-353 (93 amino acids)
Biological process (GO): androgen receptor signaling pathway
Source: RefSeq, a predicted model, not a curated record
CUCUCACCUCCUAAGUGAGUCCUUCUUCCCUGCCACGUCCGAGUGACCAGCCCACAGCAGCUGCCUGAGCCAUGAAGCUGGCGGUGGUGCUCAUGCUGACCGCCCUCCCCCUGUACUGCUACGCCGGUUCUGGCUGCGAAAUGGUUGAGUAUGUGAUCAGUAAGAGCAUUGAUCCUGCAGAGUCCAAGUCUCAAUUCAUCGCAGACCUUCAGCAGUUCAUCCCGGGCGAAAGGACUGCGAGCGCCCUCAGGAAGUUUAAGCAGUGCUUUCUCGACCAGAGCAACGAAACCCUGAGCAACAUCUUCGUGAUGAUGGACGCCAUAUACGACAGCGAGCAGUGUGCCUCCUACUGACCCGCAACGACCUUUCCUCCGACGACAGAACGGCCAGCCGGGACUCUCCCCGCACAGACCACAGCUUAGCGCCCCUCUGGGCCUUUAGAUCCUGAAACCGCAAGACAUUGUUGAAACCUCCCCACAUUCAUUUCAAUAAAGCGCCUGCACACCA